AGUACUCUGUUUUCUUUCACCUUAUCAUCAUCUUCCAUCUCCCCAUCAACAGAGGCAAACGAAUCAUUCCCACUUCUCAGUGUGAAGAGGCAAAAGCUCAAUCGACACAGUCCCUUCAUUAUUGACUGCUUCCCUUCUCACUCUCUCUCUCUCUCUCUCUCUCUGUCUUUCUCUCUCUCCCUUCCCUUCAGCUUCGUCUGCUCUGUUUCUGGCGCGCUCUGAAUCUCUGUCCGACAACUGGGUCGGCUAAAGCUUCGAUCUUUCUCAGUGGGGUUGAAGCUUUGAAGGUGAAGUCAAUGGCUUCUGAUGAAUCCGAUGAUGGGUAUGGGUUUGACCAUCACCAUACCCACCAAGCCCAUCAACCCCAUAUCCAACCCACUCAGGGCCAGGCCCUAUCGAGGCUCUCUGUUUGCAGCAGCAGUUUCACCUGCUGCAACGAUGAGGAUGAUGACUGUGAUGAUGGCUUCUACUGGGAUGCGGACGUGUACAUGUCGAGGCUGUCGAUAGAGAGCUUCGACGCGGACGAGGAGCUCUCCGAUGACCCUAAGACGACAAUGAGUUCGGACUCCGACAGGGAGCGGGAGUGCUACUCUCUGCCGGCGACUCCCCCGAGGCGGCGCUGGGGCGCUGGCGCGGUUGUGAAGGAUUAUGCCAGUGAGAACGAGGCCCUGGCCCAGAGGGGCGCCGGGAAGCCGAGGAAGAGUGUGCGGCGGAGGGCUGCGAGGGAGGACCGGUCCGGGAGUGGGAUGGGGCGGAAGGAUGAUAGUUACUGGAAUGGGGUCAGCGGGGAAAGCGAGAGCGGGUGUGGGGUGAUGGUGAUAACGAGGCCGAAGGGCGGUAGGCGGUCGCUAUGCAUGGACUUGGAGGAGGUGAAGGCCUGCAGGGACUUGGGGUUCGAGCUGGAGCACGAGAGGAUGCUCGAAGUGCCGUCGAGGUUGUCCGUCUCGGGGUCAAAUCUCGACACCAACAGCAGCGGCGGUAAUUCACCGAUCGCCAAUUGGCGCAUCUCCAGCCCUGGGGACGAUCCGAGGGACGUGAAGGCGAGGCUGAAGGUGUGGGCGCAAGCUGUGGCGCUCGUAUCUGCAUCUCAGACUACGCAGCACAGCAACUGACCCGACCCAACUCCUGUCUUCGCUCGAUGAUUGAUCGCUGAGCGUGGAAAUUCAGCAUCACUUUGUUCUUUUUAUUUUCGUCGGGAUGAUGAAGGGAAGGAUGAAGGGAUUCCAUUCAUCACUGCUUUAGACUUCUCCAUUCUCUAGCUGCUACAAAAGAAGAGCCUUUCCACUAUAGCUUUGGCCUUCCCCUGUUUCUUUUAUCCUAGAGUCCUCUGUAGGGUAGAGGCCUUUUGGGUCUCGAGGUUGAGGUCGAUCUCGAGCAUUUUGCUUCCUUUUCUUUAAUUUUAGGUUAUUGCCAACACUCAAUGUUCUUCGCUUCCCACUGUACAUAUCGUGUUACUUUGUGCAUAGUAUAAAAGAAUGAGUGCUCGAUUGGUAGUCGUA
Punica granatum (pomegranate) is the source of this 1499-nucleotide messenger RNA. The record is from RefSeq and is a predicted model, not a curated record. NCBI's taxonomy places the organism in Eukaryota, Viridiplantae, Streptophyta, Magnoliopsida, Myrtales, Lythraceae.